AUGGCUUCUUUGCCUUCAUAUGCCGGCAGUGGCACUCUCAAGCUCGAAUCAGACUCCAGAAAGCACUCCCCCACUUCUCUUUCCUCAGAAAAGAGUCCAAGGAUAUCUUAUCCAAGGACUCAUACAUUCACCCAAUCAGAUGGCAAGUCAGAUUCAGUUAGGUCUGUAGAUUUCCAAGAAGCACUCUCAAUUAUAAAAGAUGGUUCAAGUUUUGAAACAUCUUGCUAUGUCCCCCUCUUGCAAGAAUGCAUCAACAGGAAUUCGUUUUCAGGGGCUCAAAAUUUUCAUUCUCAUAUCAUAAAGACAGGAACUCAUCAAGAUUUGUUUGUUAUGACAUUCCUUGUCAAUGUUUAUGCCAAAAGUGGAGCCAUGGAAAAUGCUCGAAAAGUUUUUGUCAGUUUACGUAGGAAAAAUGUUGUCGCAUGGACUGCAUUGAUGACAGGUUAUGUUCAUAAUGAUCAACCAGAUGUUGCCAUCGAUGUUUUCCAAGAGAUGCUGAAAGUCGGGUCUUAUCCAACGAAUUAUACUUUAGGAAUUGCUUUGAAAGCGUGUUCUGCAUUAAAUUUUCUUGAAUUGGGGAAGCAAAUCCAUGCCUACAUUAUCAAAUACCAGAUAGAGCAGGAUACAAGUGUUGGAAACUCGCUUUGUAGCUUGUACUCGAAAUGUGCCAGCUUGGAUUCUGCUAUUAAGGCCUUUCUAAAGAUUGAGGAAAAGAAUGUAAUUUCAUGGACUACUGUUCUUUCAGCUUGUGGAGAUAAUAGUAGAGCUUCAAGGGGACUGAGAUUCUUCACUAAGAUGCUUGGUAACAAUGUUGAGCCUAAUGAGUUCACUUUGACUAGUGUUUUGAGCAUGUGUUGUACAGUGCUAUCUUCGAGCGUAGGGGCACAGGUUCAUUGUUUAAGCAUUAAGCUUGGGUAUGAAUCAAACCUCCGCAUAAAGAAUUCCAUCAUGUAUUUGUAUCUGAAAUGUGGGUGGUUUAGUGAAGCACAGCAAUUGUUCAAUGGCAUGGAAGACAUGAGCUUGGUUACAAUGAAUUCAAUGAUUGCAGGCUAUGGUGAAAUGAUGGAACUUGCAAAGGAUGGUCUAUCAGCCUAUCAUAAUGGAACUGAGGCACUCGACAUUUUUUCAAAAUUGAAUAACUCCGGCUUCAAACCUGAUCUAUAUACCUUCUCAAGUAUUUUAACUGUAUGUAGUAAGAUGUUGGCCUUAGAACAAGGGGAACAAAUUCAUGCUGAGACACUUAAAACUGGGUAUCUGUCAGAUAUGAUAGUGGGAACUGCACUUGUUAAUAUGUAUAAUAAAUGCGGAAGCAUCGAGAGAGCAAGCAAAGCUUUUUUGGAGAUGUCUGCCAGAACAUUGAUAUCAUGGACUUCUAUGAUUACUGCUUUUGCACAGAAUGGACAGACUCAGCAAGCACUGCAGCUCUUCGAGGAUAUGAGACAGACAGGAGUCAGACCAAACCAGAUCACUUUUGUUGGCGUUUUAUCGGCUUGUUGCCAUGCUGGAAUGGUAGAAGAAGCACUCGGAUAUUUUGAGAUGAUGCAAAAAGAUUAUAAAAUCAGACCUGUUAUGGACCAUUACACGUUCCUAAUUGACAUGUUUGUGAGGUUGGGGCGGUUAGAUGAAGCUUUUGAUAUAAUCAAGAAGAUGGAUUUUCCUCCAAAUGAGUUUAUAUGGUCCCUCUUGCUUACAGGAUGCAAAAGACAUGGAAAUGCUGAAUUGGGAUUUUAUGCUGCUGAAAAGUUACUUGAACUCCAGCCAAAAGAUGCUGAGACUUAUAUCUUGCUGUUGAGUAUGUUCAAGUCUGCAGAAAGAUGGGAGGAUGUUUCUAAACACUAA
Durio zibethinus is the source of this 1839-nucleotide messenger RNA. NCBI's taxonomy places the organism in Eukaryota, Viridiplantae, Streptophyta, Magnoliopsida, Malvales, Malvaceae. The record is from RefSeq and is a predicted model, not a curated record.